UAGUAUACCAAGUAUUAAAACAAAUAGCCACCAAAACCAUCAAGAUCAAAAACAAAGUUCCUUUUUGUGGUAAAUUAUCUUUGUUUUAUCAACAAAGCCCUUUCAUAAAAUAAAAUUAAAAAAAAUGACCACUAAAAAAAACGCCAUUACAUGUGAAAGCCCCUUUCUCUCUCCUAUAAAUCCACCCUUUUCUCUUCCAGAGACUCCAUUACAGCAAACUCCUCCAUUCUCUAGAAACUUCCUUCUCCGGCGGCGGAGUUCCGGCGUUUCCGGCGGCGAUUGCGGCGGCGAGUGGGCGGUGCAACGAACAGAGAGUGUGAAAGUGCUGCUGUAUGUCAAUUGUUGAGUACUUUGCUGACGAUAAUUACUAUUACUUUUACACUGGGAUCUCUAAUCCUCUUCAAUGGCCUCAACUUCGCAAAAAACGUCGUCUUCUUCUUCUUCUUCAAUCUGCUGUAAUCCCGGCGAGAUCCGUAAUUCUUCGCCGUCUUCCGUCGUCGUCGAUCGGUCUCCGGCGGCCGAUGAUCGGAUUGUGGGUGAGAGACCGGCGAAUUUGAUUCAUUCUGUUGAAUCGCUUCCUGAAAGUCCUACCGUAACUGCUGCUUCCAAACCUAAAGGGGCCUCUUUGCCAUGGAGGGGUCGAACAAGCCACCCAUUGGAUCCAUUAUCAGCUACUGAAAUCAAGGUGGCAGUUGCUACUGUCAGAGCUGCAGGAGCAACUCCAGAGGAGAGAGAUAGCAUGCGGUUUAUUGAGGUGGUUUUAGUGGAGCCAGAAAAGCUUGUCAUUGCUAUGGCAGAUGCAUAUUUCUUUCCUCCUUUCCAGCCCUCUUUGCUGCCGAGGGUAAAAGGCAGACCUGUAAUACCUUCUAAGCUUCCCCCGCGUCAGGCAAGACUCAUUGUCUACAAUAAAAAGUCAAAUGAGACUAGCAUAUGGAUUGUUGAACUCCUCGAAAUUCAUGCUACUACACGAGGGGGCCACCAUAAGGGCAAAGUCAUUUCGUCCAAAGUUGUUCCUGAUGUUCAGCCUCCCAUGGAUGCUGUAGAAUAUGCUGAGUGUGAAGCAGUUGUGAAGGAUUAUCCACCAUUCCGAGAGGCAAUGAAAAAGAGGGGUAUUGAUGAUAUGGAUCUCGUUAUGGUAGAUGCAUGGUGCGUUGGUUAUCACAGUGAGGCUGACUCUCCAAGCCGUAGGCUCGCUAAGCCCCUUAUCUUCUGCAGAACUGAGAGUGAUUGUCCGAUGGAGAAUGGUUAUGCUCGUCCAGUUGAAGGAAUCCAUGUUCUGGUUGAUAUGCAAAAUAUGGUAUUGGUUGAGUUUGAGGACAAAAAAUUUGUUCCUCUACCACCUGCUGAUCCAUUAAGAAAUUACACACCUGGUGAAACAAGAGGAGGUGUUGAUCGAAGUGAUGUAAAACCAUUGCAUAUUCUUCAGCCUGAAGGGCCUAGUUUUCGAGUGAAAGGCCAUUUUGUUGAAUGGCAAAAGUGGAGUUUUCGUGUUGGAUUUACUCCUCGGGAAGGUUUGGUUAUACAUUCUGUUGCAUAUGUUGAUGGAAGUAGAGGCCGCCGUUCUGUAGCUCAGAGGUUAAGCUUUGUUGAGAUGGUGGUUCCUUAUGGUGAUCCAAAUGAACCACAUUACAGGAAGAACGCAUUUGAUGCUGGUGAAGAUGGUCUGGGAAAGAAUGCGCAUUCUCUGAAAAAGGGUUGUGAUUGUUUAGGCUCUAUCAAAUAUUUUGAUUCCCAUUUUACAAACUUUACUGGAGGUGUUGAAACAAUUGAAAAUUGUGUCUGUUUGCACGAGGAAGACCGUGGAAUAUUAUGGAAGCAUCAAGACUGGCGAACAGGGUUAGCUGAAGUGAGAAGAUCUAGAAGGCUUACUGUUUCCUUCAUCUGCACAGUGGCCAAUUAUGAGUAUGGAUUCUAUUGGCACUUUUACCAGGAUGGCAAGAUUGAGGCUGAAGUUAAACUUACUGGGAUUCUCAGCGUAGGAGCACUUCUGCCUGGUGAAGUACGAAAAUAUGGUACUACAAUUGCUCCUGGGUUGUAUGCACCUGUACAUCAGCACUUUUUCGUUGCUCGUAUGGACAUGGCUGUUGAUUGCAAGCCUGGCGAAGCUCUGAAUCAGGUUGUUGAGCUGAAUGUCAAGGUACAGGAACCUGGGAAAGACAAUGUUCAUAAUAAUGCAUUCUAUGCGGAGGAGAAGCUACUUAGAUCUGAGUUACAGGCAGUGCGUGAUUGUAAUCCAUUGACUGCCCGCCACUGGAUUGUCAGGAAUACAAGAACAGUUAACCGUACUGGCCAGCUGACUGGUUACAAGCUUAUGCCGGGGUCAAACUGUUUACCAUUAGCAGGUCCUGAGGCUAAAUUCCUGAGAAGAGCUGCCUUCUUGAAGCAUAACUUAUGGGUUACACAAUAUGCUCCUAAUGAGAUGUUUCCUGGUGGAGAAUUCCCAAAUCAAAAUCCACGUGCUGGGGAAGGGCUGGCUUCUUGGGUUAAACAAAAUCGUUCUUUGGAGGAGGCUGAUGUAGUUCUUUGGUAUGUAUUUGGGUUGACACACAUACCGCGUCUGGAGGACUGGCCAGUCAUGCCUGUCGAACAUCUGGGCUUUACACUCAUGCCCCACGGAUUCUUUAAUUGUUCACCUGCAGUUGAUGUACCACCCAACACACAUGAGUCUGAUAUGAAGGAAACUAAUGUUGUGGGUGCUAAGCCUAUUCAAAAUGCGAUGAUUGCCAAACUCUAAGGAAUUGAGAAUGUCUGUUUACUUGCACUUGCAGUGUCCAUUAGCUUGAAAUCUAUCAUUGGAGUUGCCCAAUAAUUUCCUGUCGUAAAGAUUUCAAUAAGUUGAUCCUAAUGUGAACCAUAGUGUUUAGAUUGAAGAUGGUUUAUGAUGGUACUUUCAACAAAGUGCAAUAUUACAAAUCAUUUUGGCAUACUUGAGAUGAGGCCAAUUACUAAUGUGAUUGUUUCAUAUGGUUUGCAUGCGUCAUACAAUAACGUUUUGGACAGAAUAUGUUUGUGGUGUUUUGAGAAAACAAAUGUGUUAAUUUCCAAAUUGCCUGGAGAGAAUUGGAUAUUGUUUUUGUAACGAAAGGUACCAAAUUGUUCAUGCUAUAAUUUUAUUAAUAACAUGACUUGAUGUUGACUUGAA
Molecule: messenger RNA, 3142 nt
Organism: Chenopodium quinoa (quinoa)
Lineage: Eukaryota; Viridiplantae; Streptophyta; Magnoliopsida; Caryophyllales; Amaranthaceae
Product: copper methylamine oxidase-like
Exons: 12
Coding region: 404-2734 (776 amino acids)
Biological process (GO): amine metabolic process
Molecular function (GO): copper ion binding; quinone binding; primary methylamine oxidase activity
Source: RefSeq, a predicted model, not a curated record